AUGAAAAGGAACAAGUUAUGGACCGCCUUUCAAAUCAUCUUCCCGUUCAUGUUCAACGCCGGAUUCCUUGCGUUUGUGAUAUUCAUGCGGGUCAGUUUUUCUUCCUAUGUUCUGUGGUUUGAUCAGAAUAUAGUUCGUUCAGAUUUUGAAUGUCAAGUAGAAUGACGUCAUUCGAAAACGCUCUGUGUGUGGCUCGCCCUCUGAUUGGUUUAUCGCCACAUUAGGGGCGGAGCUUGAGCGAGGACUUGCAUUUAAAAUCUGAACAGACUAUAUUCAUCCUUGAGUGAUGGCUGGGUAAAGCCGUGACUUUUCCAUAACCGUUCUUCGGUUGGGUUGCGACGGGGAUCGAACUUGUGACCCCGUGAACCGUAGACAGGCACACAACCUGUUGCGCUACGGCGCUCAAAGUAAAACAACUUCAAAUAGUCUUCAGGGGAAGAAAGACGUGCUUGAAGUGGACAAAGUAUCGAUCGGAAUGCUCACAUUGGGUCUCGACAAGCCUGACCUUGACGACGUCUUCUUCAACACAACUGUUGGCUUAUAGUGAAUCUAGUUUUCGUGAAAGUCCUGAUUAAUUUUGUUUUUCAGUUGCGAAGAAGCUUGUCCAACAUUCGAAAGCAAGAUAAAAACAAAGGUUUGGAAGAGGGGAUUUUCUAUACUUCCUUCGCCACGGCUUGGAACAGUCUGACUUGUCUGCGCUCUCUUCUCUCUCGCCUGCGAGAAAAAUGAAAAUAACGCGUAAACAGGAGAUGGUCGCGUAUUGUCUGUUCAGAUUUUGAAUGUUUUUCGCGUCUUGAAACUUGUUUUUCUCUGCAAACCUCUCUUUUUACGUGCUUUCUGUGUUUCUCUGAUUCCGCCGGUGAGAGAACAGAGAGACGCAGAGAGUCGUGUCGCGGGGAAGGACUAUACAAUGACGUCAUUUGAAAACGCUGUUGUUGGCUCGCUCUCUGAUUGGUUCUUCGUGCUAUUAGGGGCGGAGCCUGAGUGACAAGUCGACAUUCAAAAUUUAAACUGACUAUAUAAAGACCACGCAGAUCACGGCCUUCCUAAUGGGGAGAGGGAAGGUGAGCGAGGCGUCAAAGUUUCUGAAUUUACAAAAAAAAAGUAAGUGCGCGCUUCGGAUAAAAGGACUGUGACGUCACAGCUGCCUAUCGUUGCAAAUUAAACUGAGUAUUCAACGGCAUGAAGAAUACAUUUGGCUGCGUACUUGAGAUUACAAAUUUUGCGCCAAAAUGUUUUUGGCGUCUCCCCACCCCGUUUGGGAACGCCGUGCAGAUGUCAGAUAGUUCCAAACCGUGGCGAUCAGAGUUAUUCUUAAACUUUGUCCCUUUGGGGAGAAUCGAAGGAAGUUUCAAAUUCAGUUGGGCGGCAAGUUUCUCAUCGAGACCAACAAGGAAGACUUUAAAUAUUCGAUGGAAGAUGCAAAGUUUGCCCCCUUUUUUCCGACCAUGAAUAUCUUUUUUCAGCUUUGGAAUCCACGUCAAGUAUUAUGACCCGGCGCGCAAGUAUUUGGAGUUUGUUUUAGUUAUGAACACGAUUCAUGAGGAAUACAAAGAUUUCAAAAUCGAUAAAACCUGGGAGCGACAUUUCAUCAAGGGGUGAGUUGGAGCAUUUUUCAAGACUAUGGUAUUUUUUUUAUUUGUAUAGUCAAUUUUUCCCGACUUGAAAGGCGAGGGAGGCGGGGCAAAGGGCGGGACGCGUAGCGUGUGCGUUCGCGGUCCUUGGCACGUGUUCAAUUCAACCGCCAUCGACUCUUUGAAAAGCCCGUUUUCUGCUCUUUUUCAUACCUUUUUCAAUUAUUUAUUGAUUAUAUCCAUGUUUGCAUCAAAAAAUAGUAGAAAACAUUGAAAAAGAGCGGUUGCCGAGCUUUUUAAAUAGUCGGCGACAAUUGAAUUGGACUCGUGCCAAGAACCGCGUACGCACACGCUACGCGUCCCGCCCCUUGCUCCGCCUCCCUCGCCUUUCAAGUCGGGAAACAUUGACUAUAUCGGAUGUUUUAAAGAUAUAUUUUUCUUGUGUCAGAAGGUUUUGAUAAGUAUAGCCUGUGCACCGCGACUUGGAAUUUCACCAAACGACAUUCCGCUGUGCCGCCGCGCGCCUUUGCGAACAUUGGUCGCGCAUUUAAUUUUUUUUUUUUUUUUGAAGGUACUCUACUUUCAUGUGCUCCCACAGCAAUAAAAAUCAAUUGAAAGCGUGACCUAGAUUCGAAAGACGCGAACGCACGCAGCGGAACAGCGGAACGUCGUUCGGUGAAAUUUCAAGUCCUCGCACACAGACUAUAACUCACGAAGAUUUUUGGUGUGAAUAUUGAAAAAAAUCCUUUUUUUUUAAAGAUUUUUCCUAGGGACCGCAGACGAAUUUUCAAAAAAAUUUUUUCAGCAUUGAGCUUUGUAUGGUUUGAUAGCUGUUUCGAUUCAAAACUCAGAAGCGUUUAGUUUUUCAAAAAAGAUUGAGGAUGAAAAAAGUUAUGACGAAAAAUGUGACGCGCCGCGCACCAUUUUUUUAGUACUGAAAUUUUGGUAUUAUCCAUUUUUGACAUUUUUUUCGAUUUUUCUUCUAGAACAAGUUUUGAUACUGGUCUAUUAUGAUGUAACAAAUCAUAAUAGAGUGCUAAAAUGAUGAAUAUUUGCUAGUUUGCCGAAAAAGUCAGUAUUUUCCAGAAAACAAAAAACUGACGCUUGCGGGCAUCGAACUCGCGACCUCAAAAUGAAAAAUCGCAGCGCACGCACUGCGCCAAGCUGUCAGGUCUAGCGCGGGGAGCUUCCAUCCGCCAUACCCUUCAGCCGUUUGAAUAGCACAGAUUGCCUAUUUCAAAAAUAAAAGCUUGAAGUAAUUUAGCUAUUUUUAUCAGAAUAUGUUCGCAAAUCUAUACUCAAACUUUUCGUGGAAAUUCAUUCGAAAAAAACUGUUUUUUAGUGCUUUUUGCCUCGUUUAACGAUCGCUGCCUUAAAAACGGCCUCGUAAAUUUUUUUGGCAAAAGACGAAUUUUUUUAUUUUAUUCUUUUUAAUUGAAAGAUUUUUUUACUAAUAAAUGUAUAUAAUCGUUUAAAAAAACCUGCGUUCGACCGCUUUCGGUGUGAUAAACGCCGCUAAUUUUAUUCUCUAUUUUUCAAGAGCAUUUUUUUGCGUAUUAAACAACUUUUUUUCAAGCACAUAUUCUGUGGAGAAAAUAUUUAAGUAAGCCCGUGAUCUAAAUUCUGAAAAAAACAAAAAAACUCGAUUAUAUUCGCUUAUUAACGAUAUUUUUGAAUUAUGACUUUCGGCACUCCCUAAAAAUUUUUUUGGCAAAGACGAAUUUUUUUUAUUUUAUUGUUUUAAAAAUUACCGUUACUUGAAUCAAAAAUCAUUAUUUAAAAAAAGAAAAAAAGUGCGUUCGACCUGAAAAAGACAUGAAAAAAAGCAAAAAAAUGACAAAGUUUUUUUAGUUCCAUUCACGUUUCUGUACGACAUUCCGCGAGAACGCAUCAAAAAAGCUUGAAAUAUUUUUUAAACGAAAGAGGAAGCUUUUCUGUACAUAUGUGUCAAAUUUUAUUAGCCAGUUCCUCAUAUUUUGCAACUACAACAAAAUGAAAGUUGAAAACCAAAAAAAAGCCACUUUUUCUAUCGCGAAAAGGGGCGUGGCUUUGCGGUCCCUAGAUUUUUCCGCACAUUUUUGGCUCAAGCAGAACAAAUUGAAAUAUUAGACCAUUCAGAAGACAUAAAGCGACGAUAACUUUGAUUUCAGCAACAAGAAAAGUCUUUACAUCCCUCAAAUAGCCGACGUUCAGUUCGAACUAAUGCAGAUUUUCUUGAAAGACGCCCAGGUUAAAGUCGACGAUAAAGUGAGCUUUUUUUUCACAUCUUAUAAGCUUCAAAAACGACGUUUCUCUUUUCAAUUAAAAGCUGAAUCAAUUAAUAAAAACCUUCUUUUUUGUUGCGAGUUUUGAGAACUGAAAAUGUGAUCUUUUUCACCAAACAGUUCAAAAUUAAGCUUCACGUCGUUAUACCAUGUAAAGAUUUUGAAUGUCAAGUACCAUGACGUCAUUUGGAAACGCUCUCUAAUUGGUUUAUCGCGCCAUUAGGGGCGGAGCUCGAGCGCCAACUUGACAUUCAAAGUCUGAACUCUUACACUUCUCAAUGGCUGUUGAAAUCCCUUUGAAAAAAGUCUACGACUUUCCGCAAACCUCUUCUUCAGGUCCAUCUUGUCGAAUUGGAGCCGGACUCGGUGAAAGAGAGCUACAUGGCAUCUCUCAUGUCGCUUUUCAAGUUUGCGAUGCCCAUGAUGAUGUUCAUGAUCGUGUUGGUCACUUCCCGAGAGAUUGCUGCAGAGAAGACAACUGUAAAGGCUAGUGAAAAUAACUAUCAUCAUUACUGAAUUGACAGAGCAAAAAGAGGAAAAGAACGAGAUUUCAUUUCCCAAGCCGUGUUCAAAGUGAUUUUCGCAACAUGCAAAAUUAUAUCUGAUUCUACGAAAUUCAGUCAUAUUAAAAAAUAAUAUUUUUUUUAGGCUUACGGUAUUAGUGAGGUGCAUUAAACUGAACAUUAAACUUUACGCGCAUUUUUUUUGUAAAAUUAUUUUUUUUAAUGGCGUGUUCAUCGGACAAAAGGAAAAUUGUUCCGAAACGCAAAAAAAUUGCUUCAAAACAAAAAUUAGUACUGUUUUGAAGCAAUUUUGGCGCGCCAAUGAACACGAUUUUUCGUUUUGAAGCAAGAUCCGUUUCUCCCAUUAACACGCCAUAAACUUAGGCUUAAAAGUUAACUUUUUAUUUCAAAUUAAAAAACUUCGCUUAGUUUUAUUGAAAAUAUCUUUACACAAUACAAUUUUGGUUUUUGUUUUCUGAAGAAGUUUCUAGUUUUUCUUAUUUGGCGAAAAUGUUUAAAAAGUUAAAAAAAAAAAGAGUGGAACAGUUUCUUCUGUGUACAUAUAAACUUUUUGUGCUUCAGGAAUACCUGCACACGUUCGGAAUGACGUCGACAGAGUUUUACCUGUCGCACGCCUUGUUCGCCUACUGCAAGUACCUGUUCAUCUGCGCCCUGCCUCUCUUUAUUGUGGCUUUUUGCGUAGAGGUUUUCUCCUUUUCAAAAUCAAGAUUCCAAAGAUGUAUAUCGAAUAAUUUAGCGAUUGGGUGCUUCCGUGUUGAUCUCGUGCAUCAUCCUUUAUGGAGCCGCCUCUAUAGCUUUUUCGACGGCUAUCGGAAUCGUUUUCGAGACAAGCUCUGGCGCGCUCAAAGGUUGCAAUAUCACUCCUUUUUUUUGACGACGCCACGCCCACAUUUUCUCCGUAAAGUGUAGUGUACCGUGUGCAUGCACUGCGCCGCUUUUGAGCAGAAAAUUGCGAUAAUGUAGAGAAAUUUCGAAUUAACGAAUUAAAGUCUGCUGGCAAUACGGCGGCCUGCGCCUUUAAUAAGCCCUGUUAUUUACGCUCUGGAGCCGAAAUUUCUGCCGUUCCCAUGACGUCACGUGGGAACGGUGGAUAUUUUGGAUCCGCGCAACGUUUUUUUUGGCUUCGCUUUUUUUUUCCACUUACAAAAACGCCGUAAUUUGCCUUUUCAAAAUGGAUUUCUCGCUUUUUGUAUUUUCAAUUAUAUUUCAUCCCGCGACAGCUGUCACGGUUUCUUGUUCUCCAAGCUUCAGAGCCGUUCCCUUCGAUGCGCGAGGCCUGUCUCUGCGCAUGCGCCUUUAAUUUAGCCUGCGAUAUUAUUAAAGGCGCAUGCAAAGAUACCAAAAAGGGUUCUGUACCUUAGAUUUAAAAAAAACCGUGGAAAGCUGGUGCAGAAAGAACUAUACUUUAACAAGAAACGGAGUCAUUUCUGCUGAUUUUUUUGAAUGCUAAUAAAGACUUACCAUUUAUCGAUUUAUUGAUUGAUUUAGGUACACUCUUCGCAUGGGCCAUUUCAAUCGCCAUGAUGGUUUGGACGCCGGAAAUACACAACGUGUCCGGCUGCAACCUCGUUUCGCUCAAUUUGAACUCGGCCCUCGAUUUGUUCUUCAUGUCCGCUGACGCAUUCCUUUAUUCAGGUUUUUUUAUUUUUUAUUAACAAGCGUUUUUACCUAGGAAAAAGGUAUAGCUUUUUUUGUAACUUUCGCUUUGAGACCAGGUUUUAUUUUCUCCUUUUUACCUGUAUUUUUCACUCUCUUUGCAGUUUUUCAAGUGUCUUGAAACAAAAAAGAUUGUGAUUACGGUAGUUUUUUUUCUUGUUUUGAAAACGUGACCGCCUGGCGCAGAAUACUGUAGAUUUUUUUGAGAAGAAACACAGGAGAAAAAAUCUACCGUAACCGGCUUUCGCUUCAAGACACUCUAAGAAGGAUUUCAGAGAAGCUUAAAAAACGAGUCUAAAGACGAAAUUUACGCCAAGGGUGUACUGUAUACGGUUUUAUACAGAAAAAAAAAAUAAAUUUUUUUUUUAAAAGUAGACAGAAAAAUAAAAAAGGAAAUUGAAGAAAGAAGGGGAAAAGAAACUGAUGAAAGGGGUAAACUGUGCUUUGUGAGUCAGAGGUAGAACAAAAUGCAGUUUUUGAAGAUUUUCGAUCCGAUUUUCAUUAUUUUUUGACUUUAAGGUCGCCGACGAAGUUGAAAUUUUUUUAAAAGGUGAAUGUUUAAAAUGAAGAGGCGAUAAAGUUCGAGCCAACUUUAGGCGAGUUUCAGGAAAUUAUCAACCUGAUGCUGAAAACAUUGUAUUGAAUUAGAAACCCGAUUUUUUAAAAAUUUUUUCGCAAAACUUUCCUGAAGGCUGUGACGUUCAUUUGGGAGUGGAAAAGUAACUUUUUUUCGCACGGUUCAAUCACUUGAAAUUUUUGAGCUUUGACAUCACCUUUAGAAAUUUUAGAAAGCUUUUAAAGUUUCUUCUAAGCCUUGAAAAUUCGAAUUGUUAGGACUCUGACAACACCCUUUAAAGUCCUAAAUGAAAAACCGACUUUUUCCUCAUUUUAGCAAAACUUGAAAAAUUCACCAAAAUGUGACCUUUCUGUCUUCUGAGAAUCUUCAGAAACUUAAUUUUUUUUUGUUUUUCUGUUUUGCGAGACUCAAAAACAUAUAAAAUCUUCAAGGCGACGACAUCACCUUCGGGAGUAUGUUCAAGCAAGGUGACAAGGUGUUCACGGUCGGAAACGCCCUCGUGUUCUUGUUCAUCGACAUAAUUUGGGUCUUGUUUGCCGCCUGGCUUUUGUCGAAAUUGCGCGACGGAGUCGUGAAAAAAAUCCUUCAGUCAAUCUUCACGAAAGCCAAAGAAGCGAAAAAGUCGGGUGACGAAGUUUGUUUCAUUUUUGGAAGAUUUUUUGAAAUUCUUCUCUGCGAUUUUUAAAGGAGCAUAUAGCCUUCUCCGCAUUUGAAUUUUAAGACGUCGCUCAAGCUCCGCCCCUAAUUGCGCGAUAAACCAAUAAGAGACCGAGCCAUCCACAGAGCGUACUUGAAAUUCCAUUUUUUUCAAAAGAGUGUAUUGAAUAAAAACCAAGAAAGACAUGAUUUUGGGAUUUCUGACGGUUUGUAGGAAACAAGCUUAAGAAAAAAUUUGAUAUAAGCCAUUUAUUGAUUGAAAAAUGGGCGGCCCAUACAAGCUUGAAGUCAAAUUUUUGACCUACCUCUUGGAAAAAAAUUCCUCAAAACCCAUAAGCUUCUUUCUAUUUGAAGAAGAUAUACGGAAAAAUACAGCGGAAACUUUUUAUUUAUAUAUAAUUUCCCAAAGAAAAUUCUUAUACUGCUCUCAAUCCUUUAAGACAAUAAUGAAAAAUGUCUUUGUAAGUAUAUGCGCCUUUAAAAACCUCAGUGAGGAGUUUUGAACAGACUGGGAAAAUUUUCAGUAGACACUAUAGAGGUUCUCUGUUUAGUGGCCACUUCAGUAGUUUUUCAUUCCUUCCAGUAACUCUGAUAAUAUAAAAAAAAAACCAGAUUGGACCAGUUAUGUUGAUCCACUGACCCCUAAAGUGGCCACUAGAAUUUUUAGUGGUCUAGUAGUAGCACUUAGACCUCUAUAGUGGCCAUUAGUUUUUAAAUUCUUGAGUAGCCACUAAUUUGACUACUAUAGUGGCCACUAAAACGUCAAAACCCUAUAGUGGCCACUUAAAGUUUUACCAGCUAACGGAAGUUACAAAAAUAACUGAUUCAAAUGCAGAAAGAAGGCCCAAAGGAAGAUUUCGGUUGGAAUGAAAUUGUGAACGGGAGAAACGAGGCCCAAGCUGACAUCGAAGUCAACAAUCUCGUCAAAGUAAUUUAUCGAUCCAUUCAUUUUCUUUGCAGCAUCGGGAUGCUAUAAGAUGGAUCUAUAUGAACAUUUAAAAAAAAACAGUUCGACCUGCCUGCGCCCUCUUUUCCCUAACCGGCGAGGUCACAGAAACGCGAAAAUAGCGCGUCAACAAGAGAGUUUUUCGAGAGAGUCCCGCCCUUUCAACUCGCGAAAAUCGGACUACAUAAGAUAGAUUUAUAUGAGAAUUCAAAAAAACCUCACAGUCUGACCUGUCUGUGCCCUCUUUUCUCUCGCCUGUGAGAUCUUGAAAAAGGAAAGAACGAGCAAACAGGAGGGGGUCGCGUCAGAUUUUGAAUGUUAUACUCCGUUUUUCACGAUACGAAACUGCUGUCCUUCUCUGCGCCCUCCUAGUCUCUCGGCGUCUCUCUCAUGUUGGCGUGCUAUUUUCUUGUUUCUCUGACCUCGCCGGUGAGGAAGAGAGACGCAGACAGUGUCAAAUGGCGGCGAACGGACUUUAUCCCGGACAUAUUGCUUCGGCUAUUAUAAAAAAGCCACUGUAUGAUUCGAAAUAACAAUUUUUCAUCAAAUAUCUUUAAACGAAACUUGGAAGAAUAAAUUUCAAGUUUUUCUAUCCCAGGUCUGGCCGACUGGAGAAAAAGCCGUACGAGGCGUGACGAUGCGGGGUCUCCGUGGCGAAGUCUCAGUCCUUCUCGGUCACAAUGGUGCCGGAAAAAGCACGACUUUUGCCUGUCUCGCCGGCAUGUGUCCCCUCACGGAAGGUGAGGCUGAUUUUUGAACAUUUAGGCUUGAAAAUAUUACUUUUUCGACUUUCUCAUAGAAUCUGCGCAUUCCCAUCUUCCUCAGGAUCCAUCAAAAUCGGCGGCAUCGACCUGACGAAAAACCUGGAUGGGUGCAGAAAAAUCCUGGGUCUUUGCCCGCAGUACAAUCCGCUGUUCGAUAAACUGACAUGCUGGGAGCAUUUGUGGCUGAUCAACGUCAUCAAAAACGCACCCGUGACGGAAUUCGCGAAGGAGGCGAUGAGCCUUCUGGAUCAACUCGGCCUGACUCCGAAGAAAGAUGAGGUUUUGUUGGAUAGAACCGGCAUUUUCUAGUUUUCGGUCGGGGAAUUAUUUGUUGGGGAAUUAUAUAAAAAUUGGUUAGAGUACUCCUUGAUGUACCCGAUGAAGUUUUUGAAAUUCUCAAUCUGAUAAAACUUCCUAUUUUGGGAAAAGUUAUUUGAAUUUUUUUUCGGGAGGUUGAGAUUUCGAGUUAAUUUUCGGGAAAAAAUUGAGGUUAAAAUAGAUAAAUUUCUCUGGAAAUGUUUAGUGACCACUUUAGGGUUUGGACGUUUUAGUGGCCACUAUAGUAGUCGAAUUAGUGGCCACUUACAGUCCGUUUUUCUCGACUUGAAAGGACGGGACUUCUCUACGUCCUCCUCGUCUGUCGGCGGCCCUCUCAUGAUUACGUGAUAUUUCCAUGUUCCUCUGACCUCGCAGGCGAGGGAACAGAGAGACGCAGACACGAGAAAACUGCCAAUCGAUAAACUCUCAAAAGUCGAAAAAAAAGAUUUAAGUUUUUUGGGCUGCCUCAAAUUUUGAUCUCAUUGAACUCCUAUUUUUUCUGAAAAAGGUUCCAGGAAGCUCCGCCCCUUUUUUAGGUUACUGAGUGAGGAUCUCUGUUUUUAAGGCGCCUUGUCUCGCAAAAUCAGAAUUUUGUGCAAGUUAGGACUUUUAUAACCUUUGGUACAGCAAACUGUAUUUUGGCCAAUUUUUAUAACAUUCUUAAGCACAAAAUUAAAAUGACCUCCUUGUGAGUUUCUUCAACGCUAAUGAAGUUCAUUCAGCUUUCCCAAAACCUGUCCGGAGGAAUGAAAAGGAAACUCUGCGUUGCCAUCGCUAUGAUUGGUGGAAGCCAGGUUUCUCUUCUUGAAUGAAGAUUAUUUUUAUUUUAUUUUUGUAGGUUGUGCUGCUCGACGAACCGACGGCAGGAAUGGACCCAGGAGCUCGUAUCGACGUCCAGAAGCUCCUUCUCAAUGAGAAGAAGAAAAGGUAACGUUUGAUAUGAAAGAAAUCAAUGAUUGUAACUUUCGUGGACAUUAUUGUAGAGUUUAAUGAGAAUUGACAGCUUUCAGGACAAUUAUUAAGAAAAAGAAAAGAAAGAAAAGAGUUCAGAGUAAGUCUUACAGAAGUAUACUGUUGACGACUCAUUACAUGGACGAAGCCGAAAGACUCGGCGAUUUCGUUUUUGUGAUGACUGCGGGAAGAGUGGAAGCCUCGGGAAGUAUCGGUUUCCUCAGGGACAAGUCCGAAAACGGAUCUGAACUUUUCAUCUCGAAAUGUUCUCCAGAUUCGGCAGCGGAUACACUCUUUCGGUCGUGGCCGGCGACGAAUCGACCAACAAGGAAGAGCUUCUCAAGAUCUGUCGGCACUACAUCAAAGACGCCAAGAUGGUAGAAGAUCUGACUUUUUUAUGUUGGGCAGAUGUCCCACCGGGUGUACCCGUUUAUAGUCUGCUCAGAUUUUAAAUUUCAAGUGGAAUGACGUCAUUCGAAAACGCUCUGUGGAUCGCUCGCUCUCUGAUUGGUUUAUCGCGCCAUUAGGGGGCGGAGCUUCAGCGAGUACUUGAAAUUUAAUAUCUGAACAGACUAUAUACCUUUUGAUAACACUUCUAUUAGGCUGUUCGGGCCUCAGAUGUGCUGAAAUUGGUUUAAAAAGCGAUAGGUGACCCAGCUGUGUCUAUUUCCAAAGUCUAAAACUCGACUGUACCAAAAAAAACGGAAUCGUGGUAAAAAAUAAUGCCAAGAUGGGAUACGUUUCAACUUUUCUCUAAAAAUGAUUUUAUUUUGCAAAUUUUCGUUCAAUAAGUAAUCGUAUUUUUAAUAUUUCAAAAAAUGAAAAGGUUGGCUUGGCUCAUCGAAUAUGGGUCCUGACACGAUAAAAAAAAGAUAGUGCAUUGUUGGGGAGAGCGCAGACAGGCCACGCCCCUUAGUGUGCUUUGAAACGGCCCUAUAUAGUAUCGAGAAAGGUUCAAAGGUGUUUAGAGUGAUCGAACUUCGAAGGUUCCCCUCUAGGGACCACUUCACCUCCUUCUAGAUAAAGCUUGCAAAAAUGACCCCUAUAGGGGAUUUGCUGGUCGAUCAAUUUUAUAAACUCUAUGACGCGAUAAGAAAGAGAUAGUGCCUGGUUGGUGGAGAGCGCAGACAGGCCACGCCCCCUUAAGAUCUCGAGUUAAUCAGGAAUGGAUCUACAAUUAGAAAUGCACAAAAGUCUGUAUUUCUUGAGAAAUUAUUGAAUUCGCGCCAAUAGAUCGGUGUACAGAAAGUUGCUUACCGUAACCUAAUAAUUGCAAGGUCAAUUUUUUUAAAAUGAAUUUUCCGUAAAUUUAUUCGGAUCGAAAGCUUAGAUUACGUUUUAUUUUAUUAUAAAAAAAUUUGUGGAAAAAGUUUUUUUCAUCCAUGGAGCAACUUUGCUUCAAAGCGAAUUUUUUUCAAUGGCUUUUUUUGGUUCCAACUCAAAAAUUGAAUUUUUUUUUUUCAAUUUUCUUACAUUAAUGGUUCAAUAACUUCGAAUAUUAAAGCCAUUUUUUCAAUUCCACCGCAAAUUUUUUAACUUUUCACUGUCAAAACUUCUACAGGGUCACCAGAACGGCAAACAAAUCCAAAUUCACUUGCCCGAAACGGAAAAGAAGACGAAAUUCGUGCCGCUGUUCCAAGCUCUCGAGAGGAUUCAGGACAAAAAGUUUGAAGGAAAUUACCGUUUUGAAACUUCUGGUCAUUAAGCAUGAUGACGUUCAAUGCCGCAACCUGCCGGCCGAGUACCGUAAACGUCAUGAGAAAGUCGAACAUUACCACGUUUGGGCUGUCGUUGAACACGUUGGAGCAGGUCGGAACCGCUUUUUAACUCCUGACAUAGGCAUUAGGGUUGCACGGAGUUUCGUUACCUGUCUUUCGCAUGAAACUCUUUUUUUUCUUCUUUUUCAACAUUUUUUUUUGUUCCAUGCAACCAUAUAAAUUAUUAUUUAGAACCACCUCGGAUCUUAGAAAUCUAGAGAAUGAUCUUAAAAAGUGGUCUCCGUUUUUUUUUUUCAAUUUGGCCUGCACAAACAAAGCCCAAACGACCUCAGGCUUUUUAAAAAAAGAGCCUAAAGCUUCUUUUUAAGUUCCUUUAAAGGGGUCAAAAAUUUUCCAGGAAUCUCCCGUUUUCCACCUUUUUCUGCCUUUAUUUCACACGUUCUUAAGAGGUUCUUUUCAGAAAAAAUCUAAAAAAGGUCUUCCAAUUUGAGACUUUUUGGACUUUGCCUGUGCGGGAGCUUUUUUUAGCCCGGUUUUCAGAAAUCUGUCAGUUAUUUUUUAUAUUCAGUAAAGUCUUUUAAGUUUUAAGUUUUGCAAAUGCAAAUUGAUGCAUAGCCGUUCGAAAACAUGUUCUUCAAAAGCAGAGGCUCAAAAAAGGCCUCAGAAAGGCAGCAAAAGGGCAGCAAAAAGGGUCGAUUUGUCGAGCCUUCUAUCUUUCUAGGACUUCAAAGGCUCGAGAAAAGGUAGAAAAAGGAAGGGGCAGCAAAAAUUGUGCACAAGUGCUGGGAAAAUGGCCCAAAAAGGCAGAAAAAAGGGACAUUUUUGUGGAGUCUUUUUCGACCCCUUUUCAACUUUUCUUAUGAGAUUUUUUGAGCGGAUUUUCAGAAAUUCCGAACUUCACGAAAAAAUAAACUCUCAGCAUCAUAAUUUUACAGGUCUUCUUGAGAAUCGGCGAGUUGCACGAAGAAAACGAACGAAAAAAGAAAGGGCUCAAAGAGGGAGAUCAACUGCCCGUAGUCAAGAUCCACGAAGGGGGCGGCAAAAAUAGUGAGCUUUUGGAGGACGCACUGGGAAGUCCAAAAACGUUGUCAUAGAGGGGUCCCUCUAGUUCUGUAUAUAGAGUGGAGUCCGUGGAAAUUAUUUUUUUUGGUUCAUAAUAUUUCAUUCUUGAACCGCCGCAGGGAUCCCUAUAGGGACCAUAAAAUAACCCUCUUUAGGGCUCCUUAAAACCACGAACCCCUAUAGGGACCUCUCAAAAUUUAGUAUGUAGCGUAUUCGAGAUGGUGACGUCUUUAAAACACAACAGAAAGAAAAGCUACAGUAAACCAAGACUUUUUGGCGCUUUCGUUUCGAGACACUACAAAAGAAGUUGCAAAAGGUCUUGAAGUGAAAUAAUUUGUAGCCGUUCAAUUUUAAAAUUCAAUCUUUGGUCUGAUUCAAGUUUUAGCAGAAUUUCUUGUCUCAACAGUUUUUAGGUCAUUUUAAAAUGCUCUUGAAAGGUUUUUUUUUCAAAAAAAACUUGUAAGAAGUCUUUAAAAAAAAGAAGAACCAAAAAUAAGAAGAAAUGAUCUGACUCCAGGUACCGAUUACCAUUUCGGAUCGGCUCUGGUCAAAUCCCAACUUGGGGCCAACAUCCGGAAACGCUGUCUCUAUGUGUGGAAUAAUUUCUCGGAAUUUUUCCUGCUCAUCGUCGAAAUUCUCGCUCUUUUCAUUGCUGCCGUCAUUCUGCAGAAAAGCACAGUGAAAGGUCCUUUUUUUCUGAAAUUUCCGAUGUUUGCACUGAGAAACUUUCAAACUAUCUCAAAUUAGACGUGACAAUUAGCGUGGCUAAAAUGGGAGACCAUAUAAGAUCAAUAAAAUGACAAUAAAAAUGGGUAGAAUUUCUUUGAAAACUGUUUUUCCAUUUUCUAUCCUUCUAUCCUUCUGUCUUAGUUUCACAAAUAUUAUUAAAAAAACCGCUUUUUAAAAAAAUCGAAUACUUGCCUUAAGUUUCUGAAAGAAAAUGUUGUUUAUGAUUUUUUUCACUUUUUCUGAAAAAUUGUAUUUCUUGCUUCCUAAUCGAGUAAAAAGCCUUAAAAAAAGCCUACAGAAAUGAUUCUUUUUGGAGGAUUUUCAAGCAAAAAUAAUCCAUUUUCUCUUUAGGAUUAAUUUAAAGCUCAAAAUUGAAUAGCGCCUCUCGUGAAUUCGGAGUUUUGAUCUUGAUUUCAUACUUUUUUUUCUCGAAUCUACCAUGAUUCAGCCUUUUGAUUUCUCUGAUGACUGAAUAAAUUGAAUUGAAUUGAAUUGAAUUGAACUUUCUCCCUUCUGCCGUGUUCAAAGUAGUUUCGCGAAAUGCAAAAUGAUCUCUGACUCUCCAAAAAUUUAUAUUUUUUUCUUUCUCUGGCGCGAAAUUACUUUGAACACGGAAUUCCAAAAAAAUCUAUUUCUUGAUUUAUGUUCGUAAUAUAAGAUUUUAAAUUUUAGGAAGUUACAUAGUUGAAGUUUGAUAAAAUUUAAGGACUUAAAUUUUUUUCAGAACUCGAUUAUCGAUUUUACAAACUUCCCUCUCAUACGGUAUGACUCACGCCACAGGUAAUAUUCCCAUGUAUUUUCUUUCUGAAAACGGAUUUUUUUUAAAGCGCUACCUGACAAUAAACGAAUCGAUAUGGAAGAUUAUUUUAAGUAUACGGUAAAUUGUCCUACAGUACUCUCGUUUGAAAAUUUCAUUUUUUCUUCAGAUCGAUCCAGCAAUAUCGAAUAUCCAUUCGGAAGCCUUGCUUUUGGAUAGGGUUCUUUAAACAAUGAAAUAAGUUUUUGUGAAUUUUCUUGAUUUCAGAAGUUUCCCGAGUUGGGUUUUGCAAUCGAAAAAAAUGGACCCGAUGCCUUUUUGUAUUACCACAGUGGAGCUCUUCACUCGGUGCCCCACAGUCUGAACUUUCUCUUCAACUCGUAUCUGUCCAAUUGGGUGAUUUUUUUAUUGAAUUUUUCGCGAUUAUUUAAAUUUUUUUCUUUGAUAACAAAAUGGCCCAAUUUAGAGUAAUUCUAUGUCUCGUAGUAGCUUGAUCCUAAUUUUUCGAUUGAAAUGAUUUUUUUGAUAUUUUUUUCAAAAAAUUGAGAAAAAAUUGGCCUGGUUUGCUGAAAUUCAAUUUUUUUCAGUAAGAAAUGGAAAUAAUUAUAUUUUUCUCACGUUUUGAGUUUUAGAUUUUCAGUCGGAAGCUAAAUGAAAAAAAUUUGAAUUUUUUUAUUUUUUUGAAAAAAAUUCAGAAAAUGGCCCGAUUCAGAAUGGUUCUAUGUAGCUUGAUUUAAAUUUUUCAAAUAAAAAUAAUUUUUUUAAUAGUUUUCAAAAAAAUCGAGAAAUUCGCCCUGAUUGAGUUAGGCUUUCUAUGAUUCGUUGUAGUGCUAAAUCUCGAAUUUUUUUCAGUAAUUUUUUUAGCCGAAAUUGAAUUUUUUUCGUUAUUUUUUUGAAAAAAAUAAGAAAAAUGAAACGAUGUUUUAUGACUUCAUGUGUCGUAGUAGCGCGAAACCAGAAGUUUGAUUUUUUUGAAAAAAUAAUAUGAUUAUUUGGAUUUUUUUCUGUUUAAUAAUGGAUUUUAGAUUUUUUGAACUUUUUUUAUUCACCUACAAUUAGGGGGCGCAAAGCCCCGCCCUCCAGUUGUACGCCGCGCGCCUCGUUUUUGGCCAUAACUUUUUUUCUUAGUGGAGCUUUUUCAAAAACUAAACGGAUUAUGAAAUUGAACAGUCUCCUCUAUCAAAAAUGUGAAAAAAACAUAUUUUUUUGAAUCGUUCUGAAGAAAUGGCUUGCGGACCCUACCUACAAUCUAUCCGAUUCAAUCGUGAUUUUUUUUGAGAUUUUUUUUAAAAAGUAAUUUUAAUUUAGAACACAAUAAUAGGUUUUAGGUGAUGAAAAAAACUUCUUAGAUGAAUAAAUUUAUCAAUUUCAAACUAAUUCAAACGUAUAUUACAUCGCAGAACUUUGAUGAUUUGCUGAGAAUUUUUUUAAAUUUUUUUAAAGUUUUAGGAUGAAAGCGGCAGUGCAAACUUCAUCAAAGCUUCCGUAAUACUUGCCGAAAAAGUGAGUUUUUUUCAUUAUCGUUGUACUCGACUUAAUCGAGUGCCAGAAGAGCCACUUUCUGGCUUUUUAUAUCACUAAAAGAGCUUCUAUCGUGAAAAGAACAAGAAGAUGUUGAUACUCAUUUAUACUUUUCUAGGAUAAAGGAUCGGUAGUCAUGAUGGUGGUGAUGUUGACCGCCGCCUUGACAGUCGCCUACUUUGUCAUUUUUCCCGUCGUCGAGAAAGCGAGCGCCUUCCGACAUCAGGUAUAGACGAUUCACGGCUAGCUUGGGACGCAAAAAGGCGUGGCCUGUCUGCACUCUCCACCAAUCAGGGCACUGUCUCGUCUCUUUUCCUGGCAGGACCCUUUUCUCGAUGGAUCAAGUCAGCUGUAAAUCAGCUAUAUACUGCAAUACUUUGCACAGUGAAAAGUGGAUAAUGGCCGCUAAAGGGGGAGGCUCAAAAGAGGCCGUAGAAAGGCAGUAAAAAGGCAACAAAGAGAGUCCCUUUAUCGAGCCUUCCAAUUUUUUCUGGGAUUUUAAAGGCUCAAGUGAGGGUGGGAAAAGGGAAAGGCAGCAAAAAUGGUGCAUAAAAGCCGAUGAAAUGGCCCAAAAAGGCAAGAAAAAGAACCAUUGUAACCUUAAAAGGAACAUUUUUAUAAAGCCGUUUUUUGGCCUUUCCGACUUUGCCUAUGCUCAAAAUUUCGUCUCAUAGGGGAAGCUUUGAAAAUUUUUAAGAGAACUCUUUUUUUUCACGGCAGGCUACAGAUUUUUGUACAGAAAGCUCCAGCAAUACGGAAAAGCUUCAAAAAAGAUCUUUUAAGAGUCCCCAAAAAUUGUUUCAUGUUACAUUUUCACAACCUUCCGUUAGCUAAAAAAUAUCUUUUCCAAAAGAUUCGAAAAGGAUCCUCUGAGGAAAAAAAAAUUGCCGAAAUUUUUUUGGAGCUCCUCCAGCUCCUUCUGAGGGUCAUCAAUUGAAAAAAGCUGCAUUGAGUCCUAUUGGGAGAAAAAACCUCCUAUACCCCCUUUUUUGGACCCUUAUAUUAUAGGGCUCCCUAAAUGGCCAUUCAGUACCAUCUUGGCGUUUUUACUAGUGUAAGAACUAAAACACGGUGGGCCGAGUCAAAACCUCCGCCGUUCCAAAGUGACGUCAUGGAAACGUCAGAGACUAUGAGAGCGUAAUUGACAGGAAUUAUUAAAGGCGCAGACCGCCGUAGUGCCAGAAGUCUUUGAGAAGAAUAGAAUUUUCUUAACAUAAACACAAAUUUUCUGCGCAAAAGCGCCGCAGUUCAUGCACAAGACACACGACACUUUACGUAGAAAAAAAAAAUGGGCGGGGCGUCGUAAAAAAAAACGCCGCUGGAGUCCUGGAGAUUUCACCACUGUUUAUUACCGUUCAUUCACAGUUUAUCAGAAGAACUUUCGUUUCCCAUCCUUUUUAAAAAAAUUUUCGCACGGUCGCGAGAGAAGAGUAUCUUGCAGCAAAUGCUGACUGGGAUGAGCCCGAUAACCUUGUGGGGCGUUAACAUGUUUAUGGACUACGCUUUCUACAUGUUCGUCGUCGCAAUGUACUUUUUCUUCGUCGCCUGUUUCGACUGGAAGCUCGGCGAUAACAAAAAGUCCUUUUACCUUGAAAUUUAUCCGACUCCAAACCGUUUUCCAGGAUGUUCGCCGUAUGGUUGGUCUAUUUCGCAGCGUCGGCACCUUUUGUCUACACGACAUCGUUCCUUUUCGCUGCUGCUUCGAAGGUUUUACCUCUUCCGAAAAUUUAUCAGUUGUUUGUCAUUUUUCCUACAGUAGCGGUUUUAGGCGGGAAAAGCGAAUUCGAAAGCAAUCUUUUUUGUCGAUUUUAGCUCUUUUUUGAUCGUUUAUUUUGUUUAACAUGUUGGAUUUUGCAGUUGGAAGCAUUAUAUUCUCGAAAAAUUGCAUUUUUCUGUAUAUUUUUGUUUUAUUUUUCGGUUCAAAUGGGCCUGAUUUUUUUUUCUUUUUCUGGCAAUAUUUGAGGCGAUAAAUCCCUCAAUUAAUUACUGAAGGGUGAAAUGGAAAAUUUUCUUCUUUUUUUUUUCCGAAAAUAAUUUCUGAUUCCAGGCCUCCUUUAUGCUUCUGAUCUACCUCAUUGCCUCGCCAAUUGCAAUCAUGAUCGUCCUAAUUAUUCUUGGCACUCUCGGUAGUUUUAUUGAAGCUUUCAAUGAAAGUGCCAUGAAUGGGAUGAAGGUGAGAAAUUUCGAAUCCUCUUUUUUUUGUACUCGCUUAUUAUUGAAAGAUUUCCAGAACUUGAUGGCUUUUCUCUUCCCUUCGUAUGCUUUCACGAAAGGAUUGGAAGAUAUGGAGAAGGAGCCAUUGUGUUGGUUUUUUGGUUUUCGUGUACCUAGCACUACGUUUGAACACUGAAAUUUCAUGCUUUAGCUAUUUUUGAAAAGUUGCCAUUAUUUGUUUGACAAAAUGAUCUCAAACUUGAAGUAUUCUGGCCUUUUUGAAGAGAAAAUAGGGAAAAAGAUUUUUUUAUAGUCAUGUGCCGUUAUUCUAUCUAAUUUCUGCCCCAUAUUCUGCAUUUUUCUCUGAUAGUAUCUUCACGUCUGACCCGAGCUUUAGAAAAAAGUCUUGACACGAUGAAAAAGGAGGCAGUGCCUGACUGGAGGAGAGCCCAGAAGCUCGCCGUGAAUCGACUAUAAUGAAAUUAUUAGAUUUUUCCAGAUGGAACUAACAAUCACUCAGUUAUUGAAACUCUAGAUAGUCGAAAAAAUCUUACAAGAAAUCUCCAAAUAGUUCCUAAAAAGUGCUGAAAAUAUUUCUCGAAUCAUAAGAAUUUUUUUUUGGACUUUGGUCUGAUUUGGGUCUUGAAAUAACCCGCCGAAAAAUACGACCUGGACUAGAUCUUUCAAAAUAAGGUAACUCACAAAUUUUCUCUUGUGCAUUUACUUUCAACUUUCUUUAUUAUCAAACUUUUCGAUUUUUUUCGAUUUCUUGAAUAAAAAUAGGACUCAUUGACGUUCAAGGAAUGUCAAAUAUAAUGCGAUCGAAGAUUUCCUAAAUUGUUUUUACCAAAAAAGCAGAAGAAAAAGUCAAUUCCAGGGGAACUGAUCCGAUGCAUGUUGCUCUUCUCAAUCUUCUCCUCUUUGAUUUUCUUCUCGACGCAAGUUCGAGUAACUACGAAACGAUUUUUUCUCAGUCAUUAUAUAGCGCAUUUCAGUCUGUCCGUCGUUUCAUUUUCAACAAAACGACUGGAGGUUUGAAGGAUCCCGUCGAGUUUGUCAGUAUUUUUCUUGUUUUCGAUAGGAAAUGGGUAUUGAUUAAGAAUGGCAGUGACGACAAUGUCAAGGCGGAACAGUUGCGAGUGAAGGCGGGUCAAACGGAAGGAUCCAUUCUGGUGGUCAAGGUGAGAAAAAACCUAAUAUAGUUCAUCUAGUUCACGCAUCUACCGCUGCCCUAAGCCUUUAUAAAAAUCUUUUAGAACUUGACCAAAAUCUUCAAAAAAUACCGAGCUGUGAACGGUCUCCACAUGGCCAUUGGCCACAGCGAGUGCUUCGGAUUUCUGGGCGUCAAUGGCGCUGGAAAAACGACGACGUUGGAUAUCCUGACCGGAAAGACUUUCCUCACUUCCGGCACGGCUACCGUCAAUGGCGUUGACGUCUCCAAGAAGACGGUCAGAUUUUUCAGAAGGAACUGUUUGAAUUUCUGAUUUUAGACUUUGGGAUACUGCCCUCAGGUGGACCCACUGAUCCCGGAGCUGACUGGAAGACAGACUUUUGAGGUUUUUGUUGACAGUUAUUGAGAGAUUCAACAUAAAGUAUAAACGGCCUUCAGUUCAACCAAGCUACUAAAAAAAAACUAUUCAAAACCUAUACGAAGUUAUUUGCAGUUGAUCGCCCAAAUGCAUGGCUACAAAAAUUUCAAAACUAAAGCCUCGGUUUGUCUUGAAGGCGUUGGCCUGAAGGAACUGGGAGACAAGAAGGUCAAGCACUACAGGUGCGUCUUCAGAAGAGAAAAAUUGACGUCGAGACUUUUAUUUUUCAGUGGAGGACAGCGUAGAAGAAUCUCGCUCGGCGUCGCCUUGUUAUCGCCCUCAGAUCUGAUCAUCCUCGACGAACCGACGGCCGGUGUUGAUCCCAAGGUAGUUUGGAUCCUUGGAUCAACUCCAAGAAACGAUUCAGACACGCCAUGAGAUUUGGGACACCCUGUGGCAGGCGAUGAAGUCGGCGUCGUUGAUUCUGACGUCACACUCGAUGGACGAAUGCGAGGCUCUCUGCAACCGGAUCACCAUCAUGAAGAAGGGAAAUAUGCUCACCAUCGGCACCCCUCAGGACAUCAAGUCAAAGUGAGGGAAAAGGUCUACGGAGAGUCUAUCGGAAUGCUCCCAGGUAUGGAAAGACGUUCACUCUCACCAUUUCUGUGGACGACGUCGUCAGUCGUCACAGAGCUCUCUCGUUGGUUCAAGCCAGGUGUGUUAUUACCUCAAGGUCUUCCAAAUUGCAUAUUUCGUGAAACUGUAGAAGAAAUGUGCGUGGAGAAGUAAAUAGCUCAUAUAAGGCUGGGGGGAGUAAGACUUAAAAAAGUUAUAUAAGAUGAGGAAAAAAUCUACCUUGGACAUCAGGACGGUAGCUAGACAUUUGACCAUUCUUCAGAGACAAUUCUUCAAAGAACCAUGGGAUUAUUGGAGAGUUGUUUGAUGGUUGUUGGAACCGUCGUUGAUCAAGAAUGACGUGUAGAUCAUCUCGUCCCUCUUGUGGUAGUAGUAAACGAGUUUUGAGCUUUCCGACGAUGACUUCUCCAUAGGAACAGACUGCCCAGCUUGUCCAGGGUCGAAAUAAGUCUCAGACGAGAUAGGAGAUGAAUGCCUAGCACUCGAAAGGUGGAAAUGGAAUAAUGUAAGAUGUUAACAUGGUGAAUCAGAGAUGACGAGUUUUGAACCUAUUGACGAUCACUGUUUCUCAGGGAUGUAGUGCUGACUUUUUUAGAAGGAUUAAGGAUGCACAGAUGACCAGGAAAAUGGUCUACUCAAGUAUGAGAACAAUAGCGAAGCAUUGAAAGGAAAAGCAUCGAAAUGAGAUUGGAAAGAAAUAUAGUCAAUUUUUUCCGAGUGGCAAGGCGAGAUGGUAGAUUGGCAAGAGUGACGCAGCUGUUUGGCGGAAAAAUGUUGAUCAAACAUGAGUCACAACUUUUUCAAAUUUUCGAGCUUGAUACCGUGUUCAAAGUGAUUCCACGAAGCUAAAAAUAUAGCUCAUUUACGGCUAGCUUGGGACGCUAAGGGGGCGUGUCCUGUCUGCGCUCUCCACGAGCCAGGCGCUAUCUCGUGCAUUAUCGUGUCAGGAACCUUUUUCCGAUGGAUCAAUUGAGUCGUGAAUCAGCUAUAGCUGUCCGAGAGUUCCGCUGAAACUACUUUGAACAUGAUUUUCCGCAAGAAAGUCGCGUCGCGAAUGCAACGCUUCAAUCUUACUAUUCCUCCGCUCUCAAAGAAAAUUAAGAGAUCUUCUAAGGGAGAGGUUCUCUGAGAGGAUUCUCUAGGAGGCACACUAUGUCUACUAAACUCAAUUUAUAAAUAAAUGAAAUAUGAAGUUGUUUCAAGCUUUCAUAAUGCAGCUACUGAGUAACGCGGCACUUUCUGUGAAAAAAAUGCAAUUUUUUUCCCAAAAGAAGGAAGUUUGUUGCAGAUAUCCACAGUCGGUUUGUAAAGACCCAAACACUAACAACCUCGCUUGGAUGGUAUUUUGCAAAAUGUCUUUGAAAAUAUUCAUUUUUGAUAUCUUUAGUUACCAAAAGAAGCUGGGGAUAAGUGGUCGACGAAGUUCAAAGAAGCCCAGGAGCUUGCUCAAUGGAUCGGGUCGGAUCGCUACUGUUUGGAGCAAUCGACCCUCGAGGAAACUUUCUUGCGAAUCAUUUCCGAUGAUCCGGACCAGGGAAUUGGCGGCGCCGGCGGUCCGGCUGCCGCAGGUGAUGCUCCACCUCCGCCGGCGCCCGAUGCGCCACCACCGAUCCAAGGAUAUCCUCCGCCUCCGCUUCCGCCGCCGGUGCAAGUAACUCAAGGAUUGCCUCCGCCGCCAGCUCCGGCGCCAUUCGCUCAAGAAUACCCACCACCGCCGCCACCCCCGCCGCCACCGCCGCCACCACCACCGCCCCCGGUACAGUAUCAGCAGCCGCCGCCACCGCCGCCACCGCCCCCGGCACAGAAUCAGCAGCCGCCGCCUCAGCCUCAAAUUGUCAUCCAGCCAACUCCGCAAAAGCCUCAGCCUCAAAUCGUCAUCCAACCAACACCUCAAAGACCUCAGCCUCAGCCUCAGAUUGUCAUCCAGCCAACGCCUCAAAAGCCUCAGCCUCAGAUUGUCAUCCAGCCAACGCCUCAAAGGCCUCCCGCUCAGCUGGCGCCAAAGCCUCAGCCUCAGAUCGUCAUCCAGCCGACACCUCAAAAGCCUCAGCCUCAAAUUGUCAUCCAGCCAACGCCGGCCGCUCCAGCUGCGCCCAAGCCGCCGCCAGCGCCCAUGAAAGGCUACGUAGCGCUUGCCGGCUACAACCGCGGUCCUCAAUAGGAAUCGUCCGUCUAGCCAGCCGUAUCGCCAAUUUUUUUUUUAUUAUAGCUCACCAUAAAAACUUCACAAAUUUUUUUAUUCGAAUCCGUUCGUUUCAAUAAAAAUUGAAUUGAUUCAAUCGUUUUGUUUUUCUUUUUUAAAAGAAACCAUCGUAGAAGGGAAUGAGAGAAAAAUUUUUACCGUAGUUCUCAAUGACAGAGUUUUGGAAAGUCUCAGGUUGGAAGUCACACUAAACUUUGACGUUGUGUGUAAGAAUUUCAAAUAAGAUCUCUUCAUUUUGUAUAGUCUGUGUAGCACGACUUGAAAUUAUACCAAACGACUAUCCGCUGUGCCGCUGCGCGCCUUUGCCAACCUUUGUCGCGCUUUCAAUUUUUUUUUAUUUUUUGUUAAGGUGCUCUACUUUCAAGUGCUCCCACAGCAAUAACAGUCAAUUGAAAGCGCGACCUAGAUUCGAAAGACGCUCCGCGAACGCACGCAGCGGAACAGCGGAAUGUCGUUCGGCGAAAUUUUUAAGUCGUGGCACACAGGCUAUAAAGGCUAGGACUUCAAGUUCUGCUCUAGCCAAUCUGCCCUUUUUUUUCUUACCUCCUGCGUUGUCUUUUUUCUGGAAGUUGGAAGAAGCUGAGAGAAGACGAAGAUAACUAACUUCUAGAAAGUACGGCCAAACAGAAAUAAGCUUCUGAAUAUUUCAGUUAGUUCCUUUUUUCAAAUUUUCGAUCAAACCUACCGCUAACUCAUAUUUUAAGCGAAUAAAAUUUGUUGAUAGCCGCACCUGAGGUUCUCUUUGUAACGGAUGGCAACGUUAAAAAAAAAGUUUGACUGGCAUGAACUUAUGAGUCAAUCGGAUCACCAUUUCUUUUUAUAUUUUAGCGUUUCUACUUCUGGAUUUUUUUUGUCUAAGGUGAUGAGAAUUUUUCUUUUGCUCUUUUGACCGCUGCAUGAGUUUGGAACCAAGGUUGGACCAAGCCAUAAAACGUGGGUAAGACCAAUUUUCCAAUAAAGGGGAAGAAACUGUUUAUUGCAUCUUCAAUGUAAGAAUACAUGUACAAUUGACUUUCAUUGAUUUAACUGUGUUUUUUUAAACGGCGGCAGGAGCUGUGGCUUAAGCAGAGAAUUUUUGAAUUUCGCUCGUAGAACAUCAGGUACAAGAGAGGUCGGCUCUCCGAAGGCCGAUGGCAGAGAUUGAGCUUUUUCGCUGCAUGCAGCUCCCAAUUUUAUUUACCCCGGAGGAGGGAUGAAAGGCUUGGUCGACGGCGGGGGGAGCUCGAAUCUACGAACUCGCGGACGUUAGAAAUGAUUAUUUUCCAGCUAAGCUAUGCCGUCCCCGAAUAACGGGUAAGACUCAAAAAUCGUUCAAAUUCUAAGAAUUAACAUUUACUGAGCUGGAUAAUUUCAAGAAAGUUUACGAAAACUCCAGGUGCUCUCAGGGGUUUGAAGAUCUCCUUUUAUAUUUUAAUUUUUGGGGGCGCCGUAGCGCGCCAGGUUGUGCGCCUGUCUACGGUCCACAGGGUCCCAAGUUCGAUCCCCGCCUCGACCCAACCAAGGGGUUUAAGAAAUGUUGGUAGUGGGAAACCACGAACCCAGUCGUCACACACAAGGACGGAUAUGUCACUGGAGCCUUUCCACUGAUAUCAGGAUAGGAACUCGACUUGGGGCGCCGACGCCGCUCAAGCGGUACGAAGGCGUAGGAAGAAGAAGAAAUUUUAAUUUGGGAUGGUUCAAAUAAUUUACAAACUAAUUUUACAGGACGACAAGAUCAACCCAAAGUCAGGCGCUCGGCAAGGGGAAAGCUUCCAAGUUUGCAAAAUCCAAGUUGGUCAUUUUCCAAUUUAUUCGAAGGCCAAAACAUAA
Messenger RNA from Caenorhabditis auriculariae, 24349 nucleotides. The record is from the annotation of a GenBank genome assembly. NCBI's taxonomy places the organism in Eukaryota, Metazoa, Nematoda, Chromadorea, Rhabditida, Rhabditidae.